CGUGUCUCGAUAUUCACAUUCUCAGGCUGAGUUAAUGCGCUGGAUGGAUCUCGGACAUGUCCACUCGACGCCAAGAGACAAGAUCGAGGUGGGGAUGUAUGACAUGUCGCUCAAGAAGAAAAAAGUGCUCAGAAGGACAGCCGAGCUGUCAACUUUGUACAGAGCGGGGCAUAGAAUGCAUCUAUCCAGACUGGACGGCAGUCAAAUUCUCUCAAACUCGACAACGGAGGCGGCAGCUUCAAGAUGCCAACAUCGGCCGUGCAGUUGCGCGACCCACAUUGCUCCCAGCACAACCGAGCAACCAUGAAACGCGAUUUAUCUUCCAUUUCAACACCAUUCUAGCGAGCCUCAUCAGUUUUUCUUUUCCACAGGCGGGCACUCCAAAUCCGUUUUUACAGCAUGUUUUGCCACGAACCGCAAGUUCUGUCCAGGUCCAGUAUGCAGUUGAAGCCGUUGCUGCGGCACACCUUUAUCAUCUUGGCGCCGAGUCUGGAGAUCGGGCGACCCAGCUACAUUCGAAAGCUUUGAAUUUACUGGCAGUGGAAUUAUCACGUCCACAACUAGAUGAGACCUCACGCAUGAACUUGCUAGCUAGCAGUCUGUUAUUGAUAUACUAUGAGAUUGUGCUGGGGAAUUCGGCAAGCAAUGCUUGGUGUCAUCUUCAGGGCGCAAAGGUUCUCUUGGAAUGCCACCGCACCACUCCCGAGCCCCCGUUCUUCUCAUUCUUCCGCAAGAUUUUCCAGUACUUCAACGUGAUGCUUGCUCUUUCGUUAGAAAGACGACCACUCCAGAUCAAUGGCGACCCCGGGCCCGACUUCACUGAUCACAUGGACACGGUCUUUGGUUGCACAGCGACCCUUUGGCCGUUAAUGCAUCGCCUAGCCGAUCUCAUUGGUCGCGCCUGCUUGGGCGGAGACAUAUCCAACGAAAGUAAAAUUUUGAUGGACAGGCUGCACUCGUGGUCGAUUGAAUCUUCGCCUAGUACAGAUGCCUACACCGAGGCGAUGGUCCAGAUUGCGCGAUCCUACAAAUAUUGUGGGCUCUUAAUGCUUCGACAAGCUGGUGCGUCCGAGGCGCCCGAGUACUCUACGCUUCAAGAUGAACAAAUAUACAGGUCGGCUUUUGACAGUGUUCUCAGAGUGUGUGUCUUGUCGCUUCCAAUGGCUACGUUGACUUGGCCGCUCUACGUGGUUGGAAAACUUGCUUCUUCGACCAGUGAUCGCACUGUUAUUUUGCAUAUUUUCUCGCAGUUUCUGGAGAAGCACCAUAUGAUGGUUGUUGAUGGUGCUCGGGCAGCUGUACAGGCACAUUGGCAGGAGCCGCAACCCGGUUGGCAGCAAUCGGCCCCAGUGUUGCUUGGUUGAUAUGUUAUGUAAAUUCAUUCUGGUGUUUUUAAUAGGUCCGAAG
Messenger RNA from Penicillium subrubescens, 1407 nucleotides. RefSeq names its product Zn(II)2Cys6 transcription factor. Gene Ontology annotation, cellular component: nucleus. The transcript is spliced from 3 exons. NCBI's taxonomy places the organism in Eukaryota, Fungi, Ascomycota, Eurotiomycetes, Eurotiales, Aspergillaceae. The record is from RefSeq and is a predicted model, not a curated record. Gene Ontology annotation, biological process: positive regulation of transcription by RNA polymerase II. The coding region runs from base 57 to 1364 and encodes 435 amino acids. Gene Ontology annotation, molecular function: transcription cis-regulatory region binding; zinc ion binding; DNA-binding transcription factor activity, RNA polymerase II-specific.